AAAUGGUUGUGUUAAGUAAUUUUCCACCUCCUACGGAAGGUAUAAGACACCAACAGCCCGCCACUGUCGCACACGUUAACAACAGAGAUAUUGGGAAAGGCACUUUGUUUAUAACGGAAAGUCGUCUGUCGUGGGUAAACAACUCCACUGGCCAGGGAUUUUCUCUUGAGUACCCUCACAUUGCUCUCCAUGCAGUAUCAAGGGAUUUGCAGUCACAUCCACAGGAGUGCCUUUAUAUAAUGUUGGACACACAUGUAGAUGCAGAAGAAAACCAGCCUGAAGAAAACGCUGAUGACGACAGUUCAAAUCCUGAAAUGACAGAGAUGAGAUUUAUUCCUGAUGACAAAGGAAUGCUAGAUGCAAUGUACCAUGCUAUGUGUGAAUGCCAAGCUCUGCAUCCUGAUCAGUCUGAAAACUAUGAUGAUUGUGAAGAAGAUGAAAUUUUUGGUGAUGCUGAAGAAGAUGAGAACGAAGAUGGACUGUACAACAUACCUGGGGAUGUACCAAUUAUCAUUAACAAUUCUUCGUUCACUGCUGCAAAUGGGCAGCAGCAACUGCAACAAGAUGAGCCAAUGGAAACAGAAGCUGGGCAGUUUGAAGAUGCUGAUUGUGAGCCAGAUAAUUAAGAACGUUUGUGGCAAUUCUUUCCUGCUUUGAUUUUGUUGUUCUGUUUGUUUGACUUGUUAACUACAUUUUCUCAUUUGUUUGUUUAUAAACAUCACUUCAUGAACGUGUUAUUCAGGCAAGCAGGAAACAAAAUAUUCUUGUAUUUUAAAGCUAGUUCUUAUUUUUUUUUUUUACAGUCUGAAAGACCGAAUGUUGGAGUUGAUCUCUGUAAAAUGGCAGAAAAUUCCUUUGUAAUAAAUUUGUCAAUAAAACUAUUUUUGUCACUA
Schistocerca gregaria is the source of this 893-nucleotide messenger RNA. RefSeq names its product methylosome subunit pICln (gene icln). Lineage: Eukaryota; Metazoa; Arthropoda; Insecta; Orthoptera; Acrididae. The record is from RefSeq and is a predicted model, not a curated record. Bases 3 to 626 code for a protein of 207 amino acids. Gene Ontology annotation, biological process: chloride transport; cell volume homeostasis; mRNA cis splicing, via spliceosome. Gene Ontology annotation, cellular component: pICln-Sm protein complex; plasma membrane; methylosome. The transcript has 5 exons.